Poecilia latipinna (sailfin molly) is the source of this 1368-nucleotide messenger RNA. RefSeq names its product arachidonate 8S-lipoxygenase-like. Gene Ontology annotation, molecular function: oxidoreductase activity, acting on single donors with incorporation of molecular oxygen, incorporation of two atoms of oxygen; iron ion binding. The record is from RefSeq and is a predicted model, not a curated record. Gene Ontology annotation, biological process: lipid oxidation. Lineage: Eukaryota; Metazoa; Chordata; Actinopteri; Cyprinodontiformes; Poeciliidae.
AUGUCAGCCGCCGAUUAUGUCUAUGAGCACUGGAAGGACAACUCCUUCUUUGGCUACCAGUUUCUGAACGGAGUAAAUCCGAUGAUGAUCCGUCGCUGCAAAACUUUGCCUAGGAACUUUCCUGUCACUGAUGACAUGGUCUUCAAGAACCAGAACCAGAAACUGACCAAGGAGAUGGAGAAAGGCAACAUCUUUUUGUGUGACUACAAGAUCUUGGAUGGAGUGAAGCCAAACAACAUAAAAGGGAAGGAUCAGUACCUGGUGGCUCCUCUUGUUCUGCUGCACAAAACUUCUGAUGACAAACUGAUGCCCAUUGCAAUUCAGCUGAAGCAGUCUCCAGGAAAGGACAAUCCCAUCUUCCUCCCAUCUGACACAGAGUGGGACUGGCUGCUGGCAAAAACCUUUGUGAGAAAUGCAGAUUUUAACGUGCAUGAACUUAGUUCCCACCUGCUGCGCACCCACCUGCUGCCUGAGGUGUUCGCAGUGGCUCUACUGCGCAACAUACCCAUGAUGCAUCCUCUCCACAAGCUUCUCAUGCCUCAUGUUCGCUACACUAUGAUGAUAAAUGUCCUGGCUCUGAUCUCUGAUGACGGUGUUUUCAAAAAGACUGUGUCUCCUCCCUGGUUCACAUCGUCUGGCGGUGAAGGCAUGUUCACCAUUUUGCAAAGAGCGCUGACCUCUGUGACCUACAGAUCCCUCUGUCUGCCAGACGACAUCUCUGACCGUGGGCUGGAACUUCUGCCCAACUUCUACUACAGAGAUGAUGGUCUGGAUCUGUGGAACAUCAUCUACAGCUUUGUGAAGGGAACCCUCCAGUACUACUACAACAAGGAUGAGAUGGUCCAGGAAGACGAGGCUGUACAGCAGUGGCUCUGUGAAAUAAAUUCAAAGGGGUUCCCUAAUCAGAAAAACACAGGUAUUCCAGAAAGUUUCAAAACUGUAGACGAGCUGGUGAAGUUUGUCACCAUGGUGAUCUUCACCUGCUCAGCCCAGCAUUCGGCUGUGAACAGCGGACAGUACGACUUUAUUGGCUGGAUGCCCAACACCCCGGUGUCCCUGGAGCGCCCACCGCCUUCCAGAAAGGGGGAAGCUACAGAGGAAACGCUGCUGCACACAUUUCCUGCUAUGGACACGACCGUGCAGGGCAUGGCAACAGUUUGGCUGCUCAGCCAGCCGUCCACUGACGCGGAGUAUCUUGGGAACUACCCAGAGCAGCGCUUCACUGAAGAUGUUCCCCUCGAGAACAUAAAGGUCUUCAAAGAGCAGCUUGAAAAGCUGAGUCUUAAAAUCUGCCAGAGAAACGAAGGUCUUGAUCUGCCUUACACGUACCUGGACCCGAAGAAUGUGGAGAACAGCGUGAGCCUUUAG